AUAGUACGAACUAUAACAACGCCUAUAGCUUGCGCGAAUGUGAAACGGCUGCUCACUAGCGGGCCAACGUUCCUAGAUCUACAGUUCAAGUGAUAGCAGUGGAAGGAACUGGAAAAUAUGGCCAAUUUGAUGCAGGGGAAACGCUUCGAAUUAGUUGUUUGAAGUUUUUUUUGGCGGCGUCUGCAUUUUAAUUCACAACCUAAAAAGCCUUGUGAACGUUGAUGUAUUUGCCUUUGUAUUAAAAGCAUCCACUGGUUGAUGCAAGCUUGACCUCUAUUCAUUUAGUGACAGGGCUAGGCCAGAGGAACGUUUGAACAAAGAACGCUGCUUCGAGUUAGACAGAAGAGCCGUCUGCAUAAGCCAUAACGAACCGAAGUGACUCAGAAACACAUGCUAAGUUCUAGUAAUACGAGAUAACCGAACAGAAUUUUCAUUUUCCAUUGAAGUAUACAUACAGCUAGAAUGGGAUGUAAUGUUAGUAAAGACGUACAAGUGGAGGAGCAGCAGGAAAAGACUGAAGACGGCCAAGUUCAGGAAGGAAAGAAACAAGCCGAUCACGUUUCGACUCCAGAAGAAGAAAAAGCUGCCACAAAGAUUCAAUCAUCAUUCCGGGGAUAUAAAGCUAGAAAAGAAGUGAAGAGGAUGAAAGGAAAUUCACCCCAAAAAAAAAAUAAUGAACAUCAGCAAUCCUUUGAUCCAAAUGAUCCGGAUCUUUCUAAAGCGGCGACCAAGAUCCAAGCUUCGUUUAGAGGUCACAAAGUGCGGAAAGAGAUAAAAUCUCAGAAUGAACUGAAGAAAGUGGAAAACACUGAGGAAAGAAAUGACCAAAGCAGUCCUUAAAUCGCAGGAAUUCAACUAUUCCUUAUACUGCUUAUAUUUUCUGUGAUUUAAACAGCAUGUUCUGCAACUUUUAUACUUCAGGGGACUGGAAGCUUUUGUUAUAUGUGCAAAACUAAGGACAGAAGGAAUUAUGGAAGUGUGAUGUUACUUCAAGAAUAAAAGCAAUCAGCGAAAGCCUAUUCUAAUGAUAAAAAUGGCUUACUAAUUCACUCUUUUUUUUAUCUCCCUCCUUUUACACUAUCGUUUUUUUCAAAACUUUUUUUUCUUAGCUUCAAUGCUUCAUAGUAAUUAGUCAACAGUAUAUCAUAAUUCAACAACAAUUAUAUAUAUUAAAUCCUGAUGUAUACGAACUUUCGUACAUUCCUUACUUUAUUAACGACAUUUGCUUUGAUGAAUAAGCAUUUGUCAUUAUUCAUUCUCUCAAUGUUUCAUUGAAAUAAACUGUAUACCAAUACGUUUCUUCACAUAUGUUAUUUAUUACAAGUUACAGCUUUGACAGUAAGGAAGGAUAUUUUUUAACAGGUACGACGUUUCGAUCAUUGGCGCGAUCAUUCUCAAGUACACAGGUAUUAUCGGUAAAGAAGGUCUCUGUAUUAUUUAAAUACCGUUAAGUACACAGGUUUUAACUGUAUUUAAAUAAUACAG
Molecule: messenger RNA, 1485 nt
Organism: Limulus polyphemus (Atlantic horseshoe crab)
Lineage: Eukaryota; Metazoa; Arthropoda; Merostomata; Xiphosura; Limulidae
Product: neuromodulin-like
Exons: 4
Coding region: 463-840 (125 amino acids)
Molecular function (GO): calmodulin binding
Source: RefSeq, a predicted model, not a curated record